Molecule: messenger RNA, 3398 nt
Organism: Dunckerocampus dactyliophorus (ringed pipefish)
Lineage: Eukaryota; Metazoa; Chordata; Actinopteri; Syngnathiformes; Syngnathidae
Product: cytoplasmic polyadenylation element-binding protein 1-like
Exons: 11
Coding region: 342-1985 (547 amino acids)
Biological process (GO): negative regulation of cytoplasmic translation
Cellular component (GO): cytoplasm; neuron projection; nucleus
Molecular function (GO): mRNA 3'-UTR binding; mRNA regulatory element binding translation repressor activity; translation factor activity, RNA binding
Source: RefSeq, a predicted model, not a curated record
UCCAUGCUGCAGUGUGUAUACAGACCUUUUAUAAACAAUUGUCUGACUGGACAUUUUCUGGUAUGUUUUUGAAGAAUCCUCAAGUCUGAAUAUUUAAGCCUGCUGAGUCAUUCACACUGGUAUGAUGCCGCUGUAGCUGCCUCCCCCUCCCUCACUGGCUCAGGAAACGGGCUAGACAGUAAGCAGCAGCAGCAGCAGCAGCAGCACCAUCGGCCGUCCUCUACUGCCUACUGAUACCAACUAGCUGAUAGCUCUGGCAGGGUUUGUAGUUGUUGGGCAAGGAAGCGGGAGGUGGGGGAAGCUGAUGUCAAUAUCAGGAGUUUGUGAGCGCAUCAGCAGUCAUGUCACAUGCUGCUAGGUGGGUCAGCCAUGCAGACGGAGAUGCAUGGCACAUUCAACGGGCGCAGAGGCAGCAGGUUAGCUCCCCCUUCGUCCAGGAGUCAGACCUGGCUGCAGUGGGCAGCAGGAGGAUGCUCUUUGCCAACUGUGGCGGCAUGCCCAGCUCCCAGGAGAUUCAGUCGUCCAGGCUCCAGACGAGCAUGGCAGACCUUGGCCUGGGCCUGCAGUCUCUCCGUUUGUCUGGCUGGGACAGAUCCUGGAGCAGCCAAGAGACGGAGUCCCUCGCUUCUCCCUCCCAGGUUCAGACAAGCUCACAGUCAAUGCUGGGCAUCCUGAACAGUCCCUUUAGUAGCCUCCUUGGAAAGACGCCAGCCUGUCUGCCCACAGAGUCCAUGAGCAUGACUGCUGACUUCCUGGAGAAGUUCCCCAGCAUGGCUCGCAUGGCUAACCGUCUGGACUCCAGCUCUUUCUUGGACUCGCGCUCCAGCAGUCCCGAAGACUCUGAGACUAGUGGCUUCAGCUCUGGUUCCGACCACCUCUGUGACAUGCUGUCUACUCUGCGGAUUUCUCCUCCCCUGCCUUACCUUGCAUCAAACAUGCAGAAGGAUCUGCUGCGAAUGGGCUCCCGUCUGGACCCCCAGGACACCAGCUCCCCUCUGACCCCACCAUCCAGUGCCAGCCCGACCUCUGCCCUUUCCCGCCGCUGGCGCACGGGCUCUCCAUGGCCUGGUACAGACAUGCUGGACCAACCUGAUGAUUCAUUUAGUAUUGAGAGGGAGGCACGUCUGCACAGACAGGCUGCAGCUGUGAAUGAAGCUACUUUCACCUGGAGUGGUCAGCUGCCGCCCAGAAACAACAAGGAUCCCCUUUACUCCUGCAAGGUCUUUCUUGGUGGUGUGCCCUGGGACAUCACAGAAGCUGGGCUCAUCAACACCUUUAGUGGCUACGGUCCUCUGACUGUGGAGUGGCCUGGUAAGGAUGGAAAACAUCCUCGCUGUCCUCCCAAAGGUAAUGUGGCCAAAGGCUAUGUCUACCUGGUUUUUGAAAAUGAGAAGUCCGUACGGGCCUUGCUCCAUGCCUGCUCCCAGGACCCAUUUCACCCUGAGGAUAACAGGGAGUACUACUUCAAGAUGUCUAGCCGCAGAAUGCGCUGCAAGGAUGUGCAGGUUAUUCCCUGGGUGAUUUCUGACAGUAACUAUGUGCGCUUCCCUGCUCAGCGUUUGGACCCCAGCAAAACUGUGUUUGUGGGUGCACUGCAUGGCAUGCUAAACGCUGAAGCACUGGCCAGCAUCAUGAAUGACCUGUUUGGAGGUGUCAUGUAUGCAGGCAUUGACACAGACAAACACAAAUAUCCUAUAGGCUCUGGGCGUGUGACUUUUAACAAUCAGCGCAGUUACCUGAAGGCUGUGUGUGCAGCCUUUGUGGAGAUUAAAACACCAAAGUUUACAAAGAAGGUCCAGAUUGAUCCUUACCUGGAAGACUCAAUGUGUCAAGUUUGCCUUCGCCAACCUGGGCCUUUCUUCUGCAGAGACCAGGCCUGCUUCAAGUACUACUGCCGCUCCUGUUGGCACUGGCAGCACUCCAUGGACAUCCUGAGCAACCACCGCCCCCUCAUGCGCAACCAGAAGAACAGGGAUUCCAGCUAGAUGUCAUGGAUGGGCUGGAGAAAGUUCCCCCUUUUGGCGAGGCUGCCGAUGACCAAGGAGAGCACGUGCCAGACAUCCCUCGGCGUGAUGGGCGGGGCACUCCACCAGGCACUGGGAUAUCACUGUAGGAAAUGUUCACUUUUUGCACUUGCUACAUUUUUGCUGUUCACAGUUGGCACUAUGCACCGUGACCUUGUCAGGAGAGACAAGGGACCGUUCACUUUGAAGCAUUUUCUCAGCCCUUGUGGCCAGACACACCCUCAAGGGUCAGCAAAAGGUUAGGAAGCAGAUGAAAAUGCCUUUUUUCUUUUUUCUUUUUUUUGACAUAUGUUGCAUAGUGAAGAGCAAUCACGCAAGUCUCAUUGCCGUUCAUUGGCUAAUGCCAUACAGUGCCUUUAACUUUUUAGUUUUUCCCUCCUCCCCCUUCCCCCGGUUGGCAUGUUUUUCCAGUCUGAGCCAACUGGCGUUUCUUACUUUGGGAGUUGAACGUUGGGCUUCAUUUAACCAGUCGCAUUUCAGACUUUUACGCAGUUUUUUACUCAUUUGUACACACAGCGGUUUUAAGUCAGAACAUGAAAAAUUUGAACAGAAUUCUACCUGGUGGCUGUUUGAGAAAACCCCUUUUUAUUUUUUUCCCCCCAUUUUUCAGACUUUUUUUUUUUUUUUUUAAUUUGCCCUCCCAAAUUUCAAGGUGAUGGGCAGAAAGUUGCAAGUCCCACCUAACUUGCUUUGUUGCAGUUGUAUUAAAUGCUUGUUACAAUACUGCUUCACUUGCUCAUUCAUCACGUUUCUAUCAACUGAUGGAUCUUAAAGUGAGUUUUUUUUUUUGUUUUUUUGCACUUUUUAAUUUGCACUUGUGGAAAGGUGGCAUUGGUUUUAAUCACAUUUGUACAUCAGCAGGGGAACAUGCCCAUGUCAGCUGCUUGGUUCCUGUUGAGUGUAAGAACUUCCAUGUUGCUGAUAAAUUAGUCCAGCCAGACCUUGAGUAGACAGCCCCCCCCCCCCCCCCCCAGUAAAGCAUCCACAUUUUCAAAGCCUUCUUUGCCUUCCUGUUGGACAUGAUCACAUCAGCUGUGUGCCAAAGACUUUCUUUUUCCAUUCAGUUGAUCAUGCUGAGCUUAUUGUCCUUUUAGGCCAGCUGCUUUUUAGAGUUUUCAAAGUCUACCUCAUUGUGGUCUGCUUACAGUUGUGGAGUAUGUUCAGAUUGGGCACAAUAAAGGUGUUUAAGCAUUACUCUGUCUGGACUUCAUUCAAAGCCUUUUUAAAUCUAGUUAGUCCUUGAUGUAUUAUGAAUUUGGCAGAGAUGGUGUUUGAAGACCAGUGGUAGUCUUUUGGGUGGCUCAAUUAUUGGACAGUAAAAAGUAGUUUCCUGUCCAACGGGCUGCAAUGGAUGUCUUCAAGCCAAGUGAGAAA